GUUACAAAACACAAACACGGGCCUUUAAAGUGACUUUCUGUGUGACAGAUCCGGUAGCGAAUACACGAAUCUAAAGUAUCACGAGUCUGUCGUUGUGGAUUUUUAUUGUAUUAUGUUUUAUACUCAUGUCUCCUGCAAUGAAAGACGAGACUGACACAGAGCAGACCUCUGGGAACUGGUCUUGGUGGCCCUCUUGGAGACCAACAUCCAUGACAUUAUUGAAAAGUGCCGAAGCCAAAAUUCUUGCCUAUAUCCAAAAUGACGUUUGGUCCAGAUUUGUGACUUUGCCAAAUCAAAACAGAAUAUGGACCCUUAAAGUCACCAAUAAAUCAGCACGUAAACACAAAGACGAAGGUAGAGUCUCUAAUCUUCUUGUGCAGUGGCUGCGUAAGAGUUUUGCACACUUAAACAUGCCUCCCUCCCUCUCUAUAGGUGCUCAGACGCCCCUAGUGAUGAUCCACGGGUUUGGAGGAGGUGUGGGUCUCUGGAUCCGUAACCUGGAUGCUUUGAGUCGUUCUCGACCCGUCUACGCCUUUGACCUGCUGGGCUUCGGUCGCAGCUCUCACCCGUCGUUCCCGUCUGACGCCUCAUUGGCUGAGGAGCAGUUUGUUACUUCCAUAGAGCAGUGGAGACAAUCACUGGGGCUGGAGCGCAUGAUCCUAUUGGGACACAGCUUGGGUGGUUACCUAGCAACAUCCUAUACAAUCCAAUAUCCAGAAAGAGUCAGUCACCUCAUCCUGGUGGACGCGUGGGGUUUCCCUGAGCGACCUCAGCCUCAGUUAGAGGGGUCAGGAGGUCAAGGGUCAGAGGUCAAAAGGCUCUCACCGUCUCGCUGGGGGAAAGCUUUGACGUCAGUGUUCAGCCUCUUCAACCCGCUGGCCUUCUUCAGAGCAGCCGGACCCUGGGGUCCAGGGCUGGUGAACCGAUUCCGUCCCGACUUCAAGAGGAAGUUUGAGAAUCUGUUUGAUGACGACACCAUGACACAAUACAUUUACCACUGUAACGCUCAGAACCCGAGCGGUGAGGUGGGUUUCAAAGCCAUGUUUGAGUCGAUGGGCUGGGCCAAGAGGCCGAUGGUUCAGCGUGUUCAUCUGCUGCCCCCGUCGAUGCCCGUCAGCAUAUUGUACGGCACGCUGUCCUGGGUGGACCCAUCCACUGGAAAGACAGUCGUUCAGAUCAGAGGCAAAAGCCCCACCAGCAUCACGCUGAUCAAAGAUGCUUCCCAUCACGUCUACGCCGAUCAGCCAGAAGAGUUCAACCGAGUAGUUGAGAGUAUUUGUAAUACAGUAGACUAAAUAUGAUGCACAUUGGUCUGUAGGUGCAUGUAUCUGUAUUUUUGAAAGAGGUCUGUCCCGUGUUUGUGGGAUCAGGUUGAUAGAAUAAUUUAAAAGCUAAGCUGUUCUCAGAACUUGUCGCUUCAUAUUCUGAUUUUACUUUUUGUGGAAAGGCUCUGUGAUUGUACUACAGGAUUCAAUGGAAACUGGUUGUGUUUGUAUUAUCUAACCUAUCCAUCUUAUUCUUCAGUGUGGAAGUAAGCAUUAGCUGCUGUAGGGAAAUAACCAGAAGAACAACAACGUGCAGUAAACGGUAAAACAAGCUGUUUUGCACAGCUGAAAAUAGCUGGACGCAGAUAAGACCGGAAACCAGACUCAUAAAAUUCACAAAUGGCCACGUCGGCUCUUGGGGAAAAAAUAAGGUGGAUGUUUCAUUCAGAUUUCUUUUCAGUCAUGCACUGAAAAAGUCAUGCUGUUAAACCUGUGUCAUGAAUUCAUUGACAGUGUUUGGACAGUCAUAUUGACUAAAAGAAAAGAUGUUAAUAAUUCAUUCAGCAUUAUAAACGAUUGUCUGUUUUUAGAAUGUCCAGAUCUCAGUUUAUUGCUGUACCUUUAAUGAGAGGUGUCUGCAUUUGUUUGUCUUUACAGACUUUUUAUACUGCUGGAGUGAUUAUUUUUAUGUGUACUGUAUAUUUAUUUAAGCUUUUUAUUUAUAUAAUUAUUUACACAUCAGUGCGGCAUCACCCUGAUCCAAGUUUGUGAUUCUUACAGGUUUUGUUUAUCAUGAUAAUCUUUAAAAAUUAACACAACUUUUAUCAAUCCUGAAGCCUAAAUGCAAAAUUAGCUAAAGGAACUGCACCACAGUCACAUGACUUCAACGUCACAACCAUUACGUUUCCGAAACCUCUUUCAUUCUUUAUUUAAAAACAUUUAGAAAAGUUUGCAAGAGUGUGAUUAUAAACACAAAUGAGGUUGUAAAAGCGACUACUGAGUAGAUGAGUUUAUCUGUUCGGCUUGUCUCUGCAGUUCAAAUUAGUCACCAGCAACCACCUUUUUAAAGACGCUGAAAAGCUUAAAAACAUAAGGGAUAGAGUAUCACUGAUGUAUAUUAUGUUGUAGAAUAAAGGUGAACGUAUCUUGAGCUUGUCUUAAAGGGGUCAUGAACUGAGAAAUCAAAUUUCCCUUGAUCUUUUGACGUAUAAGAGGUCAUUGUACUAUAAAAGCAUCCUGUAAGUUUCAAAACUCAAAACUUUCUUGUUAGUUUAAAAACAGCUUUUAUUGAAACCAAGCUCAGAAAACGAGUGCUUUUGUAAUGUGCCAUUUUAUGACGUAAUAGUGCCGCGAAAGCCCGCCUCUGCAACUGUUAGCCAAUCAUAGCAGUGGGUGUUAUUUUGUUUCUGGGAGCUUUACUCAUUCAUGUUGUGAUUACAAUUAAGUGACACUAUGAGGCGCUGGAUGCACCAUUUUGCUUUUUGAGGUAAGAAUGCAACUGAUUUCAUCAGAGAAUGAUUAAGUAUAAUUCCUGAUAUUGUUAAAAUGGCAAAUGAAAGAGUAUGCAGUAUGCAAUAAUAAAUGUUUCAAACAGAACUAUA
Molecule: messenger RNA, 2866 nt
Organism: Cyprinus carpio (common carp)
Lineage: Eukaryota; Metazoa; Chordata; Actinopteri; Cypriniformes; Cyprinidae
Product: (Lyso)-N-acylphosphatidylethanolamine lipase-like
Cellular component (GO): lipid droplet
Molecular function (GO): phosphatidylcholine lysophospholipase A1 activity
Source: RefSeq, a predicted model, not a curated record